AUGUUGUUUGGCUUCAAUCUGGCACUUCUCGCCGGCAGAAAGAUAUACUUUCAGUCUGACCCUUCAACAAUUCCUCGCCAGCGGUGCUGCCAGUUGACCUCUUCACUCUUCCAGCUUCAUUACGCCUUCCCGCCUAUUUUGCCCAAUCCUCCUUCUAACCCCUUUCUUGCUCACCCCCACUUAUCUUCUCACUUUGCAGCUCAGCCACCGCGAAAGCGAGACAAGCGAAAUGAGUGUACUGGUGCCGUCGAAACUGUCUGUCCGUCGGUGCCUUGGCUACUCGGACAGACGAGGACGGCGGCCGGAGCCUCGGCAACACGGGGUGUCCGAUCCGAUCGUCUUCGUGUUACUGAGACUGAGAGUGUGGCUGGUGGUGGUUGUGCCGGACACGUAAGACGAGUCUAA
Molecule: messenger RNA, 405 nt
Organism: Protopolystoma xenopodis
Lineage: Eukaryota; Metazoa; Platyhelminthes; Monogenea; Polystomatidea; Polystomatidae
Source: the annotation of a GenBank genome assembly